Molecule: messenger RNA, 873 nt
Organism: Punctularia strigosozonata HHB-11173 SS5
Lineage: Eukaryota; Fungi; Basidiomycota; Agaricomycetes; Corticiales; Punctulariaceae
Product: short-chain dehydrogenase/reductase SDR
Exons: 5
Coding region: 1-873 (290 amino acids)
Molecular function (GO): oxidoreductase activity, acting on the CH-OH group of donors, NAD or NADP as acceptor
Source: RefSeq, a predicted model, not a curated record
AUGGCCGACAGGUUGAAACAAGUGACUGGUCACCUCACCAACUCGUACGGCCGGGGGCUUCUCGCCGGGGAAGUAGCCAUCGUGACCGGAGCAGCGCAAGGGAUUGGUCGGUCGACCGCGUUGUUGUUCGCGAAGGAGGGAGCGAGGGUAGUGGUCAGCGACCUUGACGGAGCAAAGGCGCAAGCUGUGGUGGACGAAAUCAAGGCUGCUGGCGGAGAAGCCAUUGCCGUUGCCGGAGACGUGGGCGCGGAUGACUUCCCGAAAGUCAUACUGCACGCAACAAUCAGCAAGUACGGCAAACUGAACCACAUUGUCAACAACGCUGGAUUCACAUUUGACAAGAUGUUGCACACGAUGCCGGACGAAGCGUACGACAUCAUCAUGAAGAUUCACGUUCGCGCGCCCUUCCGCCUCAUCCGCGCCGCCGCGCCUUACCUACGCAUCAAGGCCACCGAGGGCGCUACCCCGGAGAACCGAUCGAUCGUGAACGUGUCCUCCACCUCGGGAUUGCACGGAAACGUCGGCCAGGCGAACUACGCGGCCGCUAAGGCGGCCGUGAUCGGCCUGACGAAGACGGUCGCGAAGGAGUGGGGCCCCUUCGGCGUGCGCGCGAACACGAUUGCCUUCGGCCGCGUAGACACACGCCUUACGCGCGCGAAGGAGGACGGCGCGAGCAUCGAAAUUGGCGGCAAGAGCGUCGCGCUUGGUAUACCGGCGAAGCUGGCGAACAGCAGCGGCGCGAUGGUAGGCAUCCCGCUGGGAAGGGGUGCGAGCCCAGACGAGGCUGCAGGGGCGAUGUUAUUCUUGGUCUCGCCUCUGGCUUCGUUCGUAACGGGUCACACGCUGGAGGUCACUGGAGGGGCAGGCAUUUGA